CUGACUAGGUGGCAGUAGCACAUGCAGUGAGGAUUGGAUCUGCUUGCUACACGCUUCUUUGUCAUCCAGCGCUCGUCUCUUGUUUUGCGCCGCGGCUGCUCCUGCGCAGGACCUCUUGAGAAGCUGCGCGGCUCUGCAGACUUUUAAACCCGUGGAUGCGUGACCUGGAUCUGAAUCUGGACACGUUUUCCGCAGAAUGUGCUCAGACUUGGUACCGGGAAUAGAAAGGGCUGCUGCUGCGUGCAAAGUCUGUGUGUGAUGCAUGUAUUUGAAUGGGAAGGCUACGAUAAAAACACAUAUAUCUUAGUAAAUACAAACCGAAGGCGGUGUUUCUGAAUGCAAAGAGGAUUCCGCUAGAGCAGUCUCAAACUAAACCAGUGAAGAUGGACGUCAGUGUCUCCGUGUCGUUGUUUCAAGACGAGCUCGCCUCCACCGUCGAGCUCGCAGUGAAAGCGGCUGCAGACAGCGUCGUGUGCGCGAUUACUGAAGCUGUGAGCAGCAAAUUCACUGAAUUACAAGAGGACAUGUCUGCAGUGAAGAGAGAGAAUGAAAGUCUGAAGCUGAGAUUGGAAAUAUCAGAGAGCGAGCUGAAAGCCGUGCGAGGGUGUAUAAACGCUGCACAUGCAGACAUUAAACAGCCUUUCAUAUUUCAAGAUCCCAUAGAGAGCCACGCAAUCCCUGAAUCUGAAGCAAAGAAGGGGCCAAAGAUAGAAGCAGUUUACACACAAGAGGAGUCCUUUGAGCAGGAGUGGUGUGCAAGUCUAAUACAGGUUACAGAGCUGCCAUGUGUUAAAGAUGAAGACGUCCCUGAACAGGAAUGUGUUCCUAUUAAAGAGGAGUUCAUAGAACAGGAAUGUGUCUCCAUCGCAGAGGAACUUCCUACUGAAAAUAAUGUCUGUACACUUGAGGAGAACAACAAGAUGGGAUCCAGCCUGUGUGAUGAUUCUCCAACUGAAUGUGAUCUGGGAUUUGGAGCUUCUAAAGUAGAUGAAGGAGAACACGACUCCACUCCAUCACCCCAGUGCAAAAACUCUUCUAGAGGCAAACCACAGUGCAAGAAACACAGAGAAAUGACACCCCAAGAAGAGUAUGUGAAGACAUUGAGAACUCACUCAGUUAAAAUCCCUUCUUUACAAGACAGACACCCACUUACUGUGGAGAGUACAGAGACGCCACAUUCUGCAUGUUUUAACAAUUCAGAAACCCAGGGCAGCUUGAAGACCUUGCCUCAUUCUAUUAAAGGUGUGAAGAGUUCCUGUCAAUUAGAUGCUCCUGAAACUCACAAGGGAAAUCCCACAGGAGGGACUACGUUUUCAUUGGCUGAUUGUGGAAAGAGUUUCAAUCAUAUAUCGCUGCUUAGAAGACACCAGCGCAUUCACACAGGAGAGAAACCUUCCCACAUACAGACCAGUGAUAAGAGUUUCACACAGUUAGGAAAUCUUCAUUCACACCAGCGCAUUCACACAGGAGAGAAACCUCAUCACUGCACUGAGUGUGGGAAGAGAUUCAGCCAGUUAGGAGACCUUAAAAGACACCAUAAAAUUCACACAGGAGAGAAACCUUAUCACUGUGCUGUUUGUGGGAAGAGAUUCAGCCAGUCUGGAGUCCUUAAAAGACACCAUCAAAUUCACACAGGAGAGAAACCUUAUCACUGUGAUGUUUGUGGGAAGAGAUUCAGCCAGUCUGGAGACCUUAAAAGACACCAUCAAAUUCACACGAGAGAAACCUCAAAACUAUGAUGUUUGUGGGAAGAGAUUCAGCCUGUUUGGAAACCUUAAAAGACACCAUAAAAUUCACACAGGUGUGUAAUCCUAUCCCUGUACUUAAUUGCUGGCUCUUACAGGAAUCGAACAUUCUCAGAAUUGCAGAUGCUUGGGGACAUUUAAACAACAGGAGGACAUUUGACUAAAUACAGAAAUAUUUACUGAAAACAAAACAAUAAACUUGCUAGAUAAACAGGGUCCCCCCUAAUCACAAUCUGUUCAGAUCAAAAGCUCACAGACCACAAAUAUGAAUGAGUACGUCUUGUAUUGAUCGUCUUGUUGAGCAUUCGGAUUGUGUUACCUCACAUUAGUAAUAUAUUAAAUAGAUUGUUAUUAUGAAUGCACGUUUCUCUUUCCUUUCUCAUGCGUUGCUCAUCCUCUUGCAGUGGGUUCUAUGGAAGCUUCCUCGAUACCACGGUGAAUCUGCGGUACCUCAAGACACAGCACAGUGUACUGCAGUUAUCAUGCGGGCAGCUUGCAGUGUAAAGCAGUACUGUUUCCAGCAGGGGGCACCAGAGAGCUUUAGGAACGUAAUGGGCUGCAUACCAUUGCUUCUUAACGAGAUGAUUUCUGCUCAGGAUGUGUUUAAUACUGCCCUCUCACUCUCUUUCGGGUACUCUAUUAACAAACACAGGUUCUGUGUUUUUAAUUUCAAUUUCUUGAUUGACAACGAGACUACUAAACAAAAUAAAAUCUAUAUUAAAAAUGUUUUGCUGCCUGUAUUAAAUGCUGUUUUAAAUGUUGUUCAGUGUCUUGUCAAUCAAGGAUUUCAUUUUAAAAGUCCAGUAAUAAAUACCGUAGAUGUCCUUGUUUCUGCAUUUCUUAUAUAUACCAUGACUGGAGCAGCUUUUUAAACUGCUGUCUGCUCAUACAAGCGAUCCAUGUGCAAUCAGGCAUAUAUUUUGUCAUUAAGUAUUCUAUAGCUCUGUGGUUUAUACAAAUAGUUUUUACAUGUUUAACUUGAUGUUGCUUUGAAGCCCGUUUCAGUUCAUCGCUUUCCUGUAAAAUGUUCCCCGCGCUUACAAGUUUGUUAUAACUUUUUAUUUUUUAUGAUUUUGGAAAUGCACUCUUGUUAGAUAUUUUAUGAUCUGUAGUUUCAAGUCGUUAUUAUUUGUAGUGUUUUAGAUUGCAAGGUUGUGAGAUUUUAAACAGCAAUCUCACACGCCUGCAUGGAAGUUAGAAUCAGGGAUGGAGGAUUUAUAAACUGCAGAAUCAGGAAUGGAAGACAGAGCAGGCAUUUUCAAUACUUGGAAAUGGGACUUUUAGCAACAAUGCCUCCAUCUUUUGUUUGAAGUAGAUUAUGAUUAGCUGCUCCACAGCUUAGUAUGCAGCUCUGUGCUGAAUCCACAAGUUCAUCGCAAUUGACCCAGAUGGUUCUCAUUGCUGGCUUCAUUAGGAGCACUAGGCACUGGGAAAUGUAGUUCUGAUGCCAUUUUAAAAUCCCAGAACUACAUUCUCUUUAACAGAUUUGUAUAAGUGCUGUGCGCUACACCACUAUCUGUGGAAGAGGCUGAAAGCAGAGCCACGCAAUGCUGUUACAAAGCAAUGCCAGCAGCAUUCAUCUGGAGAGCCUGCACAACCUCUGCACCAGAUUUACAGCCUAAUAAAGUCAAGGAUACCAA
Acipenser ruthenus (sterlet) is the source of this 3385-nucleotide messenger RNA. Its product is annotated as zinc finger protein 23-like. Lineage: Eukaryota; Metazoa; Chordata; Actinopteri; Acipenseriformes; Acipenseridae. Gene Ontology annotation, biological process: regulation of transcription by RNA polymerase II. Gene Ontology annotation, molecular function: DNA-binding transcription factor activity; RNA polymerase II cis-regulatory region sequence-specific DNA binding. The coding region runs from base 384 to 1739 and encodes 451 amino acids. The transcript is spliced from 3 exons. The record is from RefSeq and is a predicted model, not a curated record.